UCAAACAUUGGUCUCAAUUGUUGCUUUGACUCUCUCUCCAGCUUGCUCCUUUACCUCUAGGUCACAUCACUGCUACCUCUGCUCCAAACUCUGGGUUUUUCCAUUGAGGGAGGGGCCCCCACCCAUUUGCCGUCUCGCACUAAAUCCCUGAAUUCCCCUUAAUGGCUCAUCACCCAGGCGAUCGCCUCAGCAGGCGGCUAGCCUGGCUAUUCCAAGCCUUAGAAAUCUGUAUUAAAUUCUAACACUUGCUAGACUAGGGGGGUCUGGCACCCAUCUUAAAACCCAAACUCUUAACAAUAGGUAGAAGCAAAGGCUCCUGGUGCAGAACGGAGUGUGAGUCAUAAGGGGCAGAGAAAGUGCAGAGCCAUUUCCCCCUCAUCCUUGCAGAGAUCUCACUGAUCUCUACCAGCAAAGGAGUUUCAAAAUGGCUGCAAUAUUACCCACUGGCGGGAUGUGCUGUAGCCACUGACGCCACCAGCUCAGUGACCUUUGCUGUUGCUUCCUCAUACUUCAGUAGGAACGGAGGAAGCUACAUCCUACUGAGUCAGUCCACGCUAGGCCACCUACUCCAGUAUUCUCCACACUGAUGGGCAGAGGCCUGUCCAGGAUUUCUCUCCCCGGCCCAACCUGCCACGGAUUCACCUUCUGCAUUCAAUGUAGAUGCUCUGCCACAGAGCUAUGUCAGCACAAGCACAGGAAGAGGUUUCCUGUUUUGCUGUGAGGAUCAAGGAAAAGGGACAGGAUGUCAUCUACCUUCCCAAAGGGGAGUCGGUCAAGCUGGGCUGCCCAUUUGCAUCAGACCCAGAAGACGACACUCCGGACAAUGGCUGGGACAUUGAAUGGAAGCAAGUGAAGCCAGGUCCACAUCCCCAGGAUUACCCGCUCCUGAGUUACCAUGAUAACCGUGUCAUCUACCCUGGACCUCCUGAUCUCCAGCAGAGGGUGGGUUUCAUCUCUCCAGAUCCCAGCCUGUAUGAUGCCUCCAUGCAACUGCGGGACGUGCAGAUCACUGACUCAGCCACAUACGAAUGCAAGGUGAAGAAGACCACAGAAGCCAGCCACAAAGUGACCAUCACUGUACAAGAAAGACCCCUACUCCCGCAAUGCUCGAUAAUCGGUGAAAUAGCCUAUGGGGCGGAUGUCACGCUGCGCUGCUUCACUUCCACGGGCUCACCGCCCCUCACCUACCAGUGGUCCAUGACGCACGGACAUCAAUUCAGGGACUGGAUGCCCCCCGGAGGAUCAAUGGGCUCUGUCCCUGGAGACCUCCACAUCAGGGAUUUGUGCGAAGACCAUGUGGGUACCUACCAGUGCAGUGUGCGGAAUAACGUUGGCGUGGCCUAUUGCUCUGUGGACAUCUACUUUGGCGGAGGUUACCAAAGAGGUUUGAUCAUCGUGGGAUCCGUCAUCAUCCCCCUCCUGGCCCUGGCCCUGAUCAUUGGGGGAUCAUCUGGUGCUGUUCAUGCUGCUGCGGGAAAAGCUGGUGUAGCGGUUGCCCAGGUUGCUACUGCGGGAAGGAUUAUUGCUGGGACUGCUGCUGUUCCGGCUGCACUCAGGAGCCGAAGCAGGAAUACCAGGAGACCAAAGCCAGCGAGAUCUGUGUGGAUGCCGAUGCUCCUCCAAGCAGACCGUGCAGCCAGGCGUUCAGUCGCGCAAGCAGCCUCCAUUCCCUGCUUGGCGGCUACCAGACACGGACUGGCCAGUACGCACAGUGCCGCAAGUACGCCUCCCCCAUCGUUCAGGUGAAGAUGACGUCUCCCCCCGACAGCGACG
This is a messenger RNA of Podarcis muralis (Common wall lizard), 1773 nucleotides long. RefSeq names its product V-set and immunoglobulin domain-containing protein 8-like. Gene Ontology annotation, cellular component: intracellular anatomical structure. NCBI's taxonomy places the organism in Eukaryota, Metazoa, Chordata, Lepidosauria, Squamata, Lacertidae. The record is from RefSeq and is a predicted model, not a curated record.